Messenger RNA from Oryzias latipes (Japanese medaka), 2678 nucleotides. RefSeq names its product sarcoglycan, beta (dystrophin-associated glycoprotein) (gene sgcb). Gene Ontology annotation, biological process: muscle organ development. The record is from RefSeq and is a predicted model, not a curated record. Gene Ontology annotation, cellular component: sarcoglycan complex; sarcolemma. NCBI's taxonomy places the organism in Eukaryota, Metazoa, Chordata, Actinopteri, Beloniformes, Adrianichthyidae.
UUUUCCCCUGUCAAAUCAUGUUUGUCUUCAUCACAAACUUAGUAUCACCGCCCCCCCCCACACACACACAGAGUGGUACGCUCCUCAUCUCCAGCAGAAGAGGGAGGGUCAACAUGGCGUCCGAGCAGGAGAGCUCCAAUGGCCCAGUGAAGAAGUCCAUGAGAGAGAAGUCCAUUGAGAGGCGCCACAUCAACAAGGAGCACAACAGCAACUUCAAAGCAGGCUAUGUGCCCAUCGAAGAGGAGCGUCUUCAUAAGACAGGGCUGAGAGGACGGAAGGGAAACAUGGCUGUUUGCAUCAUUGUCCUCCUUUUCCUCCUUGCCCUGAUUAAUCUCAUUAUCACUCUGGUCAUAUGGACGGUGAUCCGCAUCGGUCCGAACGGCUGCAACAGCAUGGAGUUCCACGAGAGCGGCAUCCUGCGCUUCAAACAGAAGGCAGACAUGGGCAUCGUUCACCCGCUGCACAAGAGCACGAUUGGAGGCCGGAAAGACCAGGACCUGGUCAUCGUUGGCAACAACAACCCAGUGGUCUUCCAGCAGGGCUCCACCAAGCUGAGUGUGGAAAAGGACAAGACGUCUGUUGUGAGUGAUGUGGGGAUAUCCUUCACAGACCCUCGUACCCAGACCACGUACUUCAGCACAGACUUUGAAAACCACGAGUUUCAUCUGCCCAAAGGAGUCAAAGUCCUGAGUGUCAAGAAGGCUUCAACAGAGAGGAUCACAAGCAGUGCAACAUCAGACCUGAAUAUUAAGGGAGACAACAAAGCUAUUAUUCGUGGAAAUGAAGGGGUGAAUAUCAUGGGCCGGACUGUGGAGUUCAGAAUGGGGGGAGGAAUCGAGCUGAAAGCCGAGAAUACCAUUGUUCUGAACGGGUCGGUCAUGUUCAACGCCACACGCAUCCCCAAUACCGCCGGAAACAUCUACUUCAAUGACGGCUUGGAGCGCUACAAGCUCUGCAUGUGCGAAGAUGGGACUCUGUUCCGUGUGCUGGUGAAGUUCACCAACACAGGCUGCCAGACAUCUGACAACCCCUGCACAAAGGCUCACUGAGACUGAGCCCCCCCGGUACAGCAGGCAUCACACCACUUCCAGAUGUUGGCUACUAACAUUUAUAAACUCCAGUUGACUUGAACAUAGAUGUUACUCCACAGUUCAUCUUCAUAAUCAGUGGUGGAGCCCCCUCCCAUCAAAGAGCCCGUGGUUUAUGAUGCCUGUUUUUAGGAUUUAUUUUUUGGACAAAUGUCAUCAUUACUUAAGGCUUGUAUGGAGAAAAAAAGAAGCUAGCGGUUGUUGUUCCUCUAGCUAUUAUUACAGAUGUCAGAAUUUGACAGGCCGGUCACCAUCUUUGACAUUUUUAAUGAUAAAACCUAAAUAGAUGAUUAACAUGACAGAAGCUUUAGCACUUCCUGAACUGAUCUUAAUGACAACCGAACUUUGUUCUGUUCCACAAAUUUUAAUGAAAACAUGUUGAAAUGCUGCAAACCCAAAGGUCUGCAGCUCUUUAAAGUCCCUCUCCUAUUAUCUUUAGUAAAAGUGUUCUCCGUGUUCUUUUUAAAUUAUUGUGAUGCCGUCUUUAGCCGCUUAGAAAGCCUGUCGUUUUUUUGAGGGCAGGGGCCCCCAACCCUUGGGCCGCUUGGUACCAGGCCACAGACAGAAAAGCAAAUGCAUACAUUAACUUCCAUCAUUUCUGUGUAGUUUAUUUUCUGAUCCUGAAGGAAGUUUUAUUUUGGAAAACUCCUGGAUUCUGUUCACCACAUCGGUCUGUCUUGACAUGUCAUGUGACUUUCAGCAGGUGCUCGGAGCGCUAAGUUAGUCGCUCAACGCUUAAAAGGUAAUAAAAAACAAACAAUAAAACAUAUUUGGGAAGUUUCUUAGUGAGAAAGAGUCAGUGAGGAAACCGAAUGAGAACCUCAAAAAAACAUGGAUUUCUUGAAACCAUUGUCACACCCACAGUCCUUUUCCUUUUGCAUCUUUUCAUCUGGUCCUGAUUUACAAUAAUUUGAAUAAAGAAAUCAUCAGAAAAUCAAUUUUUAACUUAAUUUUCUACUUAUACAGUGAGGCAAAACAGUAUUAAGUCAGCCACCAGUUGUGCAAACUCUACCACUUGAAAAGAUGACAGAGGCCUGUAACGUGAGACAAAAUGGAAAAUAAAUCCAGAAAAUCACGUUGUCCAAUUUUUUAUUUUAUUUUUUUCAAUUUGUUUUUAUUGCAAACAAAUAAAGAAACUGUCACAUACAUGAAAUACAAUGAAACAAAGAUAUAGUUUCAUAUUUGUAAUACAACAUGGCCAGUUUUUUAUUUUUAUUUUUUCAAACACCUCGAACCCCCCCCCCCACCCUCCAUGGUUUGCAAGACAAGGAUAAGAUAUAUAUUGUCCAAUAUAACAAAAGCAUAUCUCUAUGUGAUCAACUCGAUGGCCAAAUCGAUCAGCCAAGUGGCAACAUAAAAAAGAGAAUUAUAUUAACAUAUAUAGCUUAUGUGAUAUUUACAUGUAAGAAAAGGAAAAAUAAUAAUACUAACAAUGCUAAUAAUAUUUAAGAACAGUUGGAAUAUUUUAAACUAUAAAUUACUGAGAUGUGGUGUUAGAAUGUGAGGCGGCCUGGUGUCCAAUUUUUAAAGAAUUUAUUUGUAAAUUAUGGUGGAAAAUAAGUAUUUGGUCAAUAAAAAAGUUCAACUCAA